Felis catus (domestic cat) is the source of this 1184-nucleotide messenger RNA. It is a transcript of the gene BLGI, whose product is annotated as beta-lactoglobulin-1-like. Gene Ontology annotation, molecular function: small molecule binding. The record is from RefSeq and is a predicted model, not a curated record. The transcript is spliced from 7 exons. Bases 471 to 1013 code for a protein of 180 amino acids. NCBI's taxonomy places the organism in Eukaryota, Metazoa, Chordata, Mammalia, Carnivora, Felidae.
UGCUGCUGGGGACACAAAAGGGAGGUCGUUCCAGGGUGAAGUUGUCAAGGUCGUUUGGACACAGCGUGGUGACCCCGGGUUCCCAAUGGGGGUGCUGCCUGGGUCCCGGCUGCCAAAUGGCACAGAGCUGGGGAGCACAGAGGCGGCAGGCUCAGCUGUCCUCAGAGAGCACGACCCAGGAAGUGUUCCCGAUACUGGCGACCAGCCUGGACCCACACCCCGGACCCUGCCCCCUCGGGGGCCUACCAGGAACCGUCCAGGGACACAAGGACCGUCCCGUUCCCACUCGCUCUGCAGGAAGAAGGCCUCCCAUUGUGCGGGUGGAGGAAGCCCCCUGAGGGCCUGGGGAUGAGCCACGGGGAAUUCGGGGAACCACAUGGCUCGCAGGCCCCCGGCCCCCGUAUAAGGGCCCAGGCCCGCAGCCUGGCCUUCCUCAGUCCCGGGAGCUCAGCGCCACCACAGCCGCAGCCAUGAAGUGCCUCCCGCUCGCCCUGGGCCUGGCCCUCGUGUGUGGCCUCCAGGCCGCCACCGUCCCCCUGACCAUGGACGGCCUAGACCUGCAGAAGGUGGCUGGGAUGUGGCACUCCAUGGCCAUGGCGGCCAGCGACAUCUCCCUCCUGGACUCGGAGACCGCCCCUCUGAGAGUGUACGUCCAGGAGCUGAGACCCACGCCCCGGGACAACCUGGAGAUCAUUCUGCGAAAAUGGGAGGACAACAGGUGUGUUGAGAAGAAGGUCUUAGCAGAGAAAACGGAGUGUGCGGCCAAGUUCAACAUCAACUAUCUGGAUGAGAAUGAGCUCAUCGUGCUGGACACCGACUACGAGAACUACCUGUUCUUCUGCCUGGAGAACACCGACGCCCCCGGGCAGAACCUCGUGUGCCAGUGCCUGACCAGGACCCUGAAGGCCGACAACGAGGUCAUGGAGAAAUUCGACAGAGCCCUCCAGACUCUGCCCGUGCACGUCCGCCUCUUCUUUGACCCGACCCAGGUGGCAGAGCAGUGCCGCAUCUAGGUAGGAGCAAGCAGACCUUUCGGUCCCCUCCUCCAGAAGGCAGACGUCUCCUUGUCCUCUCAAAGAGGAAGCCAGAGACCUGGUCCCGUCCCCUUCCUCCUUCCUGGUCCCUGUGCUUGGGGGCCGGGCACCUGCUCUCUGAAGAUUCUAAAUAAAGCCGCAUGACCUCUG